Messenger RNA from Caenorhabditis remanei, 1722 nucleotides. RefSeq lists its product as uncharacterized. Gene Ontology annotation, cellular component: aminoacyl-tRNA synthetase multienzyme complex; cytoplasm. The transcript is spliced from 5 exons. The coding region runs from base 1 to 1722 and encodes 573 amino acids. Gene Ontology annotation, molecular function: ATP binding; proline-tRNA ligase activity. The record is from RefSeq and is a predicted model, not a curated record. NCBI's taxonomy places the organism in Eukaryota, Metazoa, Nematoda, Chromadorea, Rhabditida, Rhabditidae. Gene Ontology annotation, biological process: prolyl-tRNA aminoacylation.
AUGUCGGACGCAAUCGUCAAACAAAUCGAAGAGCAAGGAGCCGAAGUUCGGCGUCUGAAAGGAGACAAGGCCUCCACUGAGGACGCAAAAACUGAGGCGAUUCAAAAGUUGUUGGCUCUGAAACUCGCCUAUAAAGAAGCGACCGGUCAGGACUACGUGGCUCCAAAUGCUCGUCAAGCGAAGCCAAAACAAGCACCAAAACAGCAGGCGCAAAAGCCAGAAGUAAGGAAACAGACACUUCUGGGUGUCGGAACGAGGAAAGACGAUAAUUAUUCGGAAUGGUACAGUGAGGUUAUCACGAAAGCUGAAAUGAUCGAGUACUAUGAUGUAUCCGGAUGCUAUGUUCUCCGUCCAUGGUCGUUCGCCGUCUGGGAAUCAAUUCAGGAGUGGUUUGACUCUCGAAUCAAGAAACUCGGCGUCAAGAAUUGCUACUUCCCAAUGUUCGUAUCGAACGCCGCGUUGGAAAGAGAGAAGACUCAUAUCGCUGAUUUCGCACCAGAAGUCGCUUGGGUCACACGUGCCGGAAACUCGGAGAUGGCUGAGCCAGUUGCGAUUCGUCCAACUUCUGAGACGGUCAUGUAUCCAUCCUACAAGAAAUGGGUUCAAUCUCAUCGUGAUCUUCCAAUUAAGCUCAAUCAGUGGUGUAAUGUUGUGAGAUGGGAAUUCAAGCAUCCAACUCCAUUCCUCCGCACCCGCGAGUUCCUGUGGCAAGAGGGUCACACCGCUUACGCCAACGCAGCCGACGCCGAGAAGGAAGUCUUCCAAAUUCUGGAUCUCUACGCCGGUGUCUACAAUGAACUUCUCGCCAUCCCUGUCGUCAAGGGACGCAAAUCCGAGAAGGAGAAGUUCGCCGGUGGUGACUUCACAACGACCGUCGAGGCGUACGUCGCAUGCAACGGACGUGGAAUUCAAGGAGCCACUUCUCAUCAUUUGGGACAAAACUUCUCGAAAAUGUUCGAAAUUUCGUAUGAGGAUCCAUCGAGAGAGGGAGAACGUGCGUACGCAUGGCAGAACUCAUGGGGACUGUCGACUCGUUCCAUUGGAGCGAUGAUUAUGGUUCACGGAGACGACAAGGGAUUAGUCCUUCCACCACGUGUCGCCGCCGUUCAGGUUAUCGUUGUUCCAGUCGGAUUCAAGACUAGUAAUAAGGAUUCGUUGUUUGAUGCUGUCGAUAAGGUGACGAAGGAAUUGGUCGCUGGUGGAGUCAAGGCGGAGCACGAUUUGAGAGAGAACUACAACGCUGGCUGGAAAUUUAACCAUUGGGAGUUGAAGGGAGUCCCAAUUCGUUUUGAAGUUGGACCAAAUGAUUUGGCGAAGAAACAAGUCACCGCCGUCAUUCGUCACAAUGGAGAGAAGCAACAGGUGUCGAUGGACGGAAUUGUCGCCUCUGUUAAGACUUUGUUGGAUGAAAUUCACACGCAGAUGUACAAUAAAGCACUCGCCCAACGCGACGCCCAUCUCAAGACCACCACGGAUAUUGAGGAAUUCAAGAAGCAUCUCGACGAGAAAUGCAUCAUUCUCUCUCCAUUCUGUGGUCUUCCCGAGUGUGAAGAGAAGAUCAAGAACGCGUCGACACGAGAAGACGGUGAGGGAGCUCAGAUGGGUGCGAAGACGUUGUGCAUUCCAUUGGAGCAACCAAAACAGGCACUUCCAUCUAAAUGUCUCUUCCCAUCGUGCACUGAGAAGGCCAAGGCGUUCGCUCUCUUCGGAAGAUCUUAUUAA